AUGGAAAACGAGGUACUUGAAUUCGAUAUAGGUUUAGGAAGUGGAGCUGAUGAUGAUGAUGAUGAUGAUGCUGUUGACAUCGAUAUUGACGACGAUUUGCCUUCCACUCCUCCCCAUCAUCUUACCACUUCUCACAAUUCUGCUUCCACUUCUGCUACUCGAAUUUACCUUCCUGAGGGUGACCUUUCGGAUCUUGAACCUUAUGAGGGCAUGGAAUUCGAGUCCGAAGAGGCUGCCAAGGCCUUCUACAAUUCCUACGCUAGGCGUGUUGGCUUUAGCACCCGUGUCAGCUCUUCCCGCCGUUCCAGGCGUGAUGGAGCUAUUAUUCAGAGACAAUUUGUGUGUGCCAAAGAGGGCUUUAGGAAUUUGAAUGAGAAGCGUACCAAGGAUAGAGAGAUCAAGCGCCCCCGUGUUAUCACUAGAGUUGGUUGCAAAGCUUCCUUGUCUGUCAAAAUGCAGGAUUCUGGCAAAUGGGUUGUCUCCAGUUUUGUUAGGGGACAUAAUCAUGAGUUGGUCCCUCCCGAUCAGGUGCAUUGCCUCCGUUCACACAGGCAAAUAUCUGGCCCUGCUAAGACCUUGAUCGAUACGUUGCAGGCUGCUGGAAUGGGCCCUCGUAGGAUUAUGUCUGCCUUAAUUAAGGAGUAUGGUGGGAUUAGCAAAGUUGGAUUUACAGAGGUCGAUUGCCGGAAUUACAUGAGGAACAAUCGUCAGAGAAGCAUGGAAGGAGACAUCCAGCUCCUUUUGGAUUAUUUGAGGCAAAUGCAAAGUGAGAACCCCGAUUUCUUUUAUGCACUCCAGGGGGAUGACGGUCAGUUUACGGGCAACGUGCUGUGGGCUGAUCCAAGAGCCAGGGCAAACUACAGUUAUUUUGGUGACACUGUUACUUUUGACACCACCUACAGGUCCAACAGGUACCGCUUGCCCUUUGCGCCCUUCACUGGAGUGAACCAUCAUGGACAACCUGUUUUGUUCGGUUGUGCUUUCAUAUUGAAUGAGACUGAAGCAUCAUUUGUUUGGCUGUUUCAGACGUGGCUUACAGCAAUGUCUGGCCGUCAUCCCCUGUCGAUCACCACUGAUCAUGAUGCAGUGAUAAGAUUGGCCAUCAUGCAGGUCUUCCCUGAGACCCGCCAUCGGUUUUGCAAAUGGCAUAUAUUCAAGAAAUGCCAGGAGAAGUUGUCCCAUGUGUUACUCAAACAUCCAACUUUUGAGUCAGAGUUUCAUAAAUGUGUUAACUUGACCGAGUUGAUCGAAGAAUUUGAAUCCUGUUGGUUGUCACUUGUUGAUAGAUAUGAACUUCGGGAUCAUGAGUGGCUUCAAACAAUAUAUUCUGAUCGCAGGCAGUGGGUCCCUGUGUAUCUGCGGGAUGCUUUUUUUGCUGAGAUGUCUAUAACCCAGCGAAGUGAUAGCAUGAACUCAUACUUUGACGGUUACGUGAAUGCUUCAACCAAUCUGAACCAUUUCUUUAAGCUGUAUGAGAGAGCUAUAGAGAGUCGGAAUGAGAAAGAAGUUAAAGCAGAUUAUGAUACAAUGAACACAAACCCAGUUUUGAAGACCCCAUCUCCAAUGGAGAAACAAGCAUCCGGGCUUUACACUAGAAAAUUGUUCGUGAGAUUUCAAGAGGAGCUAGUUGGGACGUUAACUUUCAUGGCAUCUAAAUCAGAAGAUGAUGGGGAGAGCAUUACAUACCAAGUUGCUAAGUAUGGGGAAGAUCAUAAAGCUUACCAUGUUAAAUUCAAUGUUUUGGAGAUGAAGGCGACUUGUAGCUGCCAGAUGUUUGAGUUCUCUGGUCUUCUGUGCCGACAUGUGUUGACAGUCUUUAGAGUGACCAAUGUCCUUACUCUCCCAUCUCGUUACAUUUUGAAACGAUGGACAAGAAAUGCCAAGAGCAAUGUCAUAUUGGAAGAACGCCCUACUGAUGUAUAUACCGGCUAUCUUGAAUCUCAUACUGUUCGGUAUAAUACCCUACGCCAUGAGGCCUUCAAAUUUGUAGAGGAAGGAUCCAAGUCCCUAGACACUUACAAUGUGGCAAUGGGUGUUCUGCAAGAGGCCACAACUAGAGUUGCACAAGCAACAAAGAAUGAGGGGAGAGCUGGUGAUGUCAAUGGCCGUAAUAAAGGGGACUCCGCAAGCAGUGGAAUUAGGGCUAAUUAUACCAGCGGGAAUCAUCUGGGGAUCUCUGGCCAACCUUUGUCUGAGGAGGAUAUGGACAAGAAAAUCCAAGAACUUAGAGAUGAACUGGAGUAUGCAAAUCGAAAGUGCGAAGUCUACCGAGCUAACCUGCUUUCAGUUUUAAAAGACAUUGAGGAUCAUAAGCUACAAUUGUCAAUUAAAGUACAGAGCAUAAAGAUUAGUAUGAAGGGUAGUAUCUGAAGGUGCAGUAGAGUUUUACCAUGUGGUUUCUUUUGUAUUUUCUUCCCCUUUUCCUUUUCCUUUCCCUUCCCAAUCAUAUGAAAGUCCUAGUAUUUAAACUGUGAUGUGGAUGAGGUUGUGUUUUUUUUUUUACCUUUUUAGUGCUAUAGAGAAUUUAGAGAUUGUGAAUAACUUUGAAUUUAUGUUCUCUUGUACAGUGCACUUAUUAUCUUUAGAUCUAUACGAGGAAGCAAUGAUUUCUUCAA
Molecule: messenger RNA, 2615 nt
Organism: Populus trichocarpa (black cottonwood)
Lineage: Eukaryota; Viridiplantae; Streptophyta; Magnoliopsida; Malpighiales; Salicaceae
Product: protein FAR1-RELATED SEQUENCE 5
Exons: 2
Coding region: 1-2370 (789 amino acids)
Biological process (GO): regulation of DNA-templated transcription
Molecular function (GO): zinc ion binding
Source: RefSeq, a predicted model, not a curated record